GUCAGUCUGCACCGACCACUUUCUCAACACUUCCCGCGGUUCUCCCUCGUCCUGCCUGUCCUUGAGCUUCAACUUACCCUCCGCCCAAGCCGCCGUUGGGUCUGCAAUAACGUAAAGCGCAUGGAUCCUCCUGCGAAACGUCGUGCCGCCAUUGCCUGUAACUAUUGUCGCAAACGAAAACGGAAAUGUGAUGGGCGACAGCCUGUGUGUAGUCUCUGCGAGGAAUCUAAUGAUUCACGAUGCGUCUACCAAGAGCAGGCAUCCAAGCCAAGCAGCGGACACAACGAUGAGCAUACAUCUAUCAUCCUAGACAGGCUCGAGAACCUUGAGCGAAUCGUUGCAAACUUCGGUCCUAGCGAAACCGCAACAACUGCUGCUGAUCAACAUCAUGCCAGUCCCGGCUCUGGGUGGCUUCAAGCUUACUCGCCAGCUGCUAGCAACGUCGGGUUGAGUUUCGCUCAAGUAUCCCCAGAGUCUGGGAGAAUGAACGUCGCCGCCGCUGUCCCUUCCCCUUGCCCCCCGGCGGCAAUGCAUCCGCACGCGGCAGUCCAACCAGCGUCGCCGGACAGUACCAGUGCCGCCAUGACGAUCCCGAUCGCGCAUUCUACAACAACCGGAGAUCUGCUGCGUUCCGAGGCCAUCAAGUUACUUGUUGGAGACUAUCCUCCUUUUGCCCUCUCUCGUGUUGAAGCCAAGCGGAAUUUGCCUGAAAGGCUGUCCCUUAGCGAGGCAGGGAAACAUAGCAGGGCGGGUUUGCCGGAUGUCUCACAAUGGCAGUCUCGGCAGCUCAUCGAGGCCUAUUUCAGCAUCGUUGGAACACAGUAUCCAGUAUUAGAUCGCGGCGAGUUCAUGCUACUAUACGACAAAGUGGUCGCCGAGGGUACACUCGCUAUUACUCACUCUGUCUGCCUUGUGUUCGUGGUUCUAGCACUCGGUGCCAUAGCUGAGAUUUCAAGCUUUAGGGAUGUUUCCGAGGAUGCGCCACCUGGCAUCGAUUUCUUUGAGCCCGCUCUUAGACACCUCGUUCACGAGUGGCCUAUGUUUUCCGGUGCUGAUAUCGUUCUACCACAAGCCAUGUACCUUGCCUCGCUUUACUUUGGCUACCUGUCUCGACCCCUUCAAACAUGGCGAUUGGUGCACAUGGCAUCCACCAGCACCCAACAGAUACUCCUAUGGACAAGCCCAACGCCUGCACUUACUCGGCUCUGCUGGGCCGUGUUCAUCUUGGAAUGUGAUACGCUAGCUGAACACCAUCUACCAAGGAGCGGGGUGGAGCAACUUGUAGAAGACAUGCCUUUCCCAGAUUGUGGUACUCCCGCGGAUCCUCACAUGCUCUCUUGGCUAGCGAACAUCUCGUCUCGCAAACUGCUAAAUCGCAUUCAUAAUGCACUGUACGACCAAUCUCGGAAGCAGACCUUAUCGAGAGAGUCUCUCGGAUGCAGCGAUCCUUCCUUUCGGAUCUCCCAUGAGCUCGCACACCAGCUGCGUGAAUGGUUCACGCUUCUGCCAGAGUCUAUCAAACCGCCUGCUGUUCUCGAGAACUUGACGAUUGAGCAGGCUGUCCUAAAGAUGCGCUACCACGCUGCGGGAGACAUUAUCUUCCGACCCUUCUUACUGCGUGCGUUCCACUUGUCUUCUCUAGGGCACGCGAUCCCACAGCAGACACUCUCCAAUGCAAGCGAGUGCCUAACCCACUGUCAGCAGUAUAUCAAGACUGUUGUAGUGCGUUUAAGGCAGCCUUCUGCGUCCCUAGAAAUCUUCCUCCACUCUGCACUAGCAUGCAUUCUUCUUUUAACAAAGGCUUCGCUCUAUCCCGAGCUGGCUGGGUUGAUAGAUGGAAUAGCACAGCUACAGGACGAUACUAUCUUAAUCUUUGAGAAUUGGACAGCUCAUGGGUCUAGCAUUGAGGCGAUGCUCUGUAUUGUAUAUGCGGUCAAGGCAAAAUAUAGAAUGCUCAGA
Molecule: messenger RNA, 1959 nt
Organism: Clonostachys rhizophaga
Lineage: Eukaryota; Fungi; Ascomycota; Sordariomycetes; Hypocreales; Bionectriaceae
Source: the annotation of a GenBank genome assembly